Pocillopora meandrina is the source of this 14451-nucleotide messenger RNA. The record is from the annotation of a GenBank genome assembly. Lineage: Eukaryota; Metazoa; Cnidaria; Anthozoa; Scleractinia; Pocilloporidae.
CAGAGAAGAUGGCGGCUUGCUUGCUUCCUCUCUGGAAAAUAUCCGAGAAAUACCGGGAUCCGCUUCUUUUCAUAGCAUUUGUUGAUGUGGAAAAAAUAUGAAAAAUUAACUGACUUUGCGAUAAGGUUGACCUGUAGACGCUUUAUUCAGGAAACAAGCCGAAAUCCAGCUUACUCACAGUCGCCAUGGUGAGUUAUGAAAUGUAAACUGUUUUUGAAAUGUAUCACCGGUUUUGAUCUGAUUUACAAUUUGUGAUUUUGUUAUUUUUAUCCGUUAAGUCAGGGAUGUCCGAGGAUUUCAGUCUGAUUCUCACUAGUGGUUUCACUAUUGGGUUAAUUACACAUUAACGAUACCAAUAUAAUGCGAAGUUGUCUCUAUUUUCUUAUUCGGUAUUUUUUAAAUUUUACUAUGUGCAGGUGUUGUUAAGCUUAGAAGCCAAAGUUACGACAUUUUACGCUAAAACCCGGGGUCUCUAUUACCUCCUUAGUUUGCCUUCUCAAAAUAAAAUUCUUUCAUCGUUGAUUGUUUGAAUUAAUACCCGACAUGUUAUGUGCAUGAAUCGUAGUUCACAAUCAACACUUUUUGAAUGUAAGUGAGUUUAGUUUGCACAUCAAUUGACUCUGAACCAGUAAUAAAUAAAUCGGAACCUUCUUUGAGCAUUUUUUGGCGGAAAGUAGAAUAUCUACCAUGUUCAGAGCGAAAAAUAGUAAAUGGGAAAUCUUUUUUAACUUGUUUAUUUGCAUAGUCUAACAAAAAAGGGAGUGAGUCAUUGUUGAUUGUUGUGUUGAUUUGCGUAGUCUAACAAAAAAGGGGGUGAGUCAGUGAAGGUGGUGGUGAGAUGUCGUCCAAUGAACCAGAAGGAAAUAGCUCAAGGACAUCAAAGGUGGGAAAAAGUUAUUUGAUGAUAAGAACAUGUGUGAUAAGUAUAAUACACAUUAUUCAAAAUCAAACAGCAAUAAAAGGGUUUUAUUAUCAAUAACUCAAGUUCAAAUCAUGGUGAUUAUUAUAAACAAAAAUACAUUAAAGGAAAUCUAGGAAGUUACCUCUACUACAGAUGCUCCUGGAAUAAAAUAAGAAAUUAGCUUUAGAAAUAGAAUUUUAUAAACUAAGGAUAGUCUAGCUUACUUUACAAAACUUCCUGCAUGCCCAUGAAUCUCCUUAGGAAGGGCAUUCCACUAUUUGAUAAACCUUCAAAAGAAUAAGUGAAAAAUCAGUUUACCCUAGCUAAAGGCUAAUUGUCAUUUUUAUUUUAUUUUAUUUUUAUUUUGAUAUUGCUAGUUGUUUAAAUGACAGACUUCAAUGAGAUUUAUUGCAAAAAUAAAUUAACCUGUCAAAGUUGUGAAAGAAUCAUUUAGAUGGUAAUAUUGAUACCUAAUUAUAUUUCAACCACUUUCUCGAUUUUAUAUUUUUAAGGAUAAUUGAGAUGAAUGUGAAGAAAGGAACUAUUGAGAUCAACAAUCCAGCUAAAAAAGAGGAAGUGCCAAGAAUGUUCACCUAUGAUUCAGUUUAUGACUGGAAGUAAGUUUAAACCAUUUUUAUUUUGGCAUUAGCUUAUUUAAGGCUCAUGCCAUCCAUUAUCUCCUAGAACUAAUAUCUUGUUUUUCAUUUGAUUACCUAAUCUGAAUAGAAUUGAGAUUAACAUCAGAAAUAGUGCACUUAGAGUAUUUGUAAAGAUAAGGAAGUAAUGUGGGAGAAAUGAUGCUUAAAAACAAAAUAAUUAUCAUUUGUAUUGUUGAUUCCUAAUUGAUAAUUAUUAGUAUACCUCAUGGAAAGGUACAAAGUACUUUUUUGUGCUCACUGAUUGAUUUUCUCUGAUAAUAUCCCUGGUUGAGAUAUUGUCCUCAAAAUUUCACAUUCGGACAAUCUUUCAGCUGCAAACAUUGACAGCUGACAAACCACCUGCCACAAGGGGUUUAUUUACAGUAAUGUGCAAAAGUAAUGGAAAUAAAAACAGCCAAUUUCAUUUUUUGUUCUAAGGAUCUUUUGUCUAAAGUUCAAGUGAAAAUUUGAUUGAAAGUUUAAUCAGGUUUUUUAAGUGACAUUUUGUUUGAGGAACGAAUUUCUGCUCUACAGUUUCAGUCGCAUAAACGCCCUCAAGGAAUAUCUUAUGGAAAGUUGAAGCUGUUCAAAACAAUAGGUGGUUGGCAAAUUUGCAGAAAUGUUGUUGAAGUUCCAUUUUGGUCAAGAAUUUGUUGAAAAGCUAGGAAUUUAGUCUAAUUUUGUCAAAAUGUGUUUGCAUUACUUUUGCACAGUACUGUCCUAAAUAGUGUCAAUGUUGAAUAGAAGGUCAAAUGGGGGGUGAUUUUCAAAUUUGUGAGCUUGUGAGCCCAUGACUCAUAUGGCCAUGGAGAGUGUGAUUGGCAAACUAGAUAUUAAGAAGAGUUAAAAAAAAAAAGAAGAAAAACACAGUGAUUUCUAGCUGUAACUUCCCCUUUUCCUCUUCAUGUAGUUCAAAACAGAUUGAUCUCUAUGAUGAAACCUUCAGACAGUUAGUGGAUUCUGUACUGGAAGGAUAUAAUGGUUAGUCUUUAAUUUCAGUUAUUGUCUAUGAUAUUCAUAUGAUAGGAUUGUUCUUAUAUGCAAAUUGUGGUAAUGGAGUGUUGUUGGUGAAUUAGUGUCCUAGUAUUCUUUUUUAAUGGAUGUUUGUUGAUAAUAGACCACCCUAAAGUAUUUUUCUCAGGUUUCUGUGACAGACUAAAAGUACAUUUUAUAAUAAAUAGACCAUCUGUCCAAGCUGGCAGGGUAUAUUUUAGUUUUAGUAGUUACCUGAAGUUAAAGUUAAAGAUGAAGUUUGUGGCAUGAAAUGACCAGGUUACUGAGCAAAGGCUCAUUCCUGUGUCACAUGCAAUCCCCUCGCAUAUUACCCCACACCGUCUAUUUCAUCUGUUUUCCCUGACUAUUGGCAAGUACUCUGUUGUGCUUCUGAAUAGGCUGUGAGUGGGUUCUAAUUGGAGCUCUGACAGGAGCGGCUUAUUGCUCACAAGACAAUUCAAGUUGGCAAAUGAAGCCAGCUUGUGAGAGCUAGACUAGUAUGAGAAAUGAAAUCAGAUGCAUUCCUAGACAAAAGCACUGUAUUCCUUGUAGUUUCUCAUUCCUUGUGCCAGACCCCUCGCAGACCUCUCUUUAGGUAGCUUUGCUUGCAUACUUGAGCAUGGGGAGGUGUUCCUGCAACAGCACAUGUGAGAACCUAAUUGUGGGAUUAACUCUUGGGUAGAAAGAGAUAAAGGGAGAAGAUAGGACCACAACAUGGUGACCCUGAUCACAGGUUGAACUGGACUUUGUUGGGGGAUUAAUUAUGUAACUCGCUGAUUUCCCUUGUCAGGCACAAUAUUUGCUUAUGGACAGACUGGGACAGGAAAAACAUUCACCAUGGAAGGUAAUGUUGCAAGUUAUAUUUGAACCAUUCCUACUUUGAAUGUCUUUGAAUAGUGCUCUACUUGUACAUGAUGCCAACAAAUUAUUUCAGAAUGCUGUAAGUUGGUUUGCAAGUUUAAAGAUUCAAAUAACUAUAAUUGCAGUUCAUUUUCUUUGGUCUUUAGGUGUACGAUCAGACCCAAUCUUGCGAGGAGUGAUUCCAAAUUCCUUCGAGCACAUCUUUACUCACAUAGCUAGAACACAGAAUCAACAAUACUUGGUCAGGGCAUCAUAUCUUGAAAUUUACCAGGUACCCCUGACACUAAUCAGCUGUAACCAUGGGGUCUUCACAGGCCAGCUAUAGUUUUCCAAACAAUUUCCAACAGAGUGUCAGUAAAAUGUAGCUUUCAUGUGGCCUAUUUUCAGGCUUUAUUCAACUUACACUGCAAAUACAAAUUCCACAUUUUCUUUGCAAUUGUAUAACUUUCAGAUGGGGGUAUAUCAUGGUUCAAAGUAAGAGAAACAAGAAUGAAACAGGUUUGCUUUACCUGUGCCACAAUGGGAUGAUCUGGCUUGAUGGAAAAGGGGGGGGGAUGUGUUGGGGAUUGUAGUUUUAAGUAUGUAAGUGUAAAACGAUUUGAUAUAUACAUGAUUGUUACUGUACUGCUUUAAAUAGCUAUCACAUAGUUUUGGGAAAUUUAGGGAUGUGAAAGGAAUAUGGUAGUCACUUAUUUGAUUUAUCAUUGAUCUAAGUAAUUACCAGUGCAUGUGCAUGGCUUUGCAAAUGAAUUAAUGUUGCUAAAUGUUCAACAACUUCUUCAGGAAGAUAUCAGAGAUUUAUUAUCAAAAGAUCAAUCAAGGAGACUGGAGCUUAAGGAGAGACCAGAUACUGGGGUGUAUGUCAAGGUUAGCAUACAUCUAGCAGACAGCAUACAAUAGUCUAUUUAACAGUUGUGUGCUUGGUUGCCAAGCCUUUGAACAAAUGAGGCUAAGGGUGACCUUGGUAUGAUACAAAAUUUGUUGCUUUUCAAAUGUAAAUUACUUUGUUAUCAUGCUAACUAGAUAUUGGUCUGUAUCACAACAAGUUCAACUUCAGCCUCAAUCCAAAUCAAAGGCUUGGCAACUAGGUACACAACUGCAAAAUGGCCAAUCAGCCUCUGCCUGCUAUUGUGGCUAGAUAGGGGUUAUUCUUGUGCUCUUACAAUAUCUUAUUGUUACUACUAAGAUUGGUUGGAAAGGACUAAUCACUCAGUGGUUAAUGUGCUGGACUCUGCAUCUAGAGUUCUGGUUUCAAGACUUGGCCUGGUCAUUUUCUUGUGUUGUUUGGCAAGAAACUUUUCUUUUAAAUGCCUCUCUCCACCAAGAAGUAUAAAUGGGUCCUAGCAAAUUGUCAGCAAAGCCUGAUGAAAUACACGGGUGGUUACUUUGUAAUAGACUGGCAUUCUGUUCAGGGGGGAGAAGCAAUACUCCUAGUCACUCCAUGCUACAGAAACUGAGACUAGCUCUGGCUGGAUGGACCACUUGGGUCCAGUACACCAUUUGCCAUUGGCUUAAAUUUAGUAACAAGAAACCUCAUUAAAACCAAUUUCACAUCUAGAAAACUCAAAGCCCUGUUUGAUUAGAACAAUUAAUUAAUUGCCUUAAUGGACUAAUUUCCUAGUGAUACUCUAUGAAUAUGCUUUUUUGUGUGUUGAUUUGUUUGUUAUAGGAUCUUCAGUCGUUUGUAUGUAAAAGUGUAAAAGAGAUUGAACAUGUGAUGAACGUGGGCAACCAAAAUAGAGCUGUGGGGUUAGUGUUGUUAAUGUGGUAUAAUUUUGUGCACACUAGAAGAAGAGAAGAAAGACAGCUGGGAGUUUUAUUUCAUUAAUACAUGUUAUGGCAUCAUGGCCCCAGCUACAUGUAGUUAUCAUUCAGACGAGGAAAGUUGCUUUGUUCAUAGAGAAAAGUUACCUUAAAGAGCUACUGUAUCUUACAGUGUAAGCUUCUCGAAAAAUUUAGUGUGAAUUUGUUAAGUUGACAGAAUAAAGCAAUUGGUGUCAAUGACUUUUUCUAUAAGUGGCUGUCGAUGAUAUAAUUUAGGCGGCUGUGCCCGUUGAAGAGGCCGGAAGGUCGAACCUAAACACGAGACCUUGCUCGCGGGUUUUCUAAUCCUUUCUAAUCUCUUCCAUCCUCAGUUGUCAUUUUUCCUUCUUGGCUUAUAAUUCUCUAUUUUAAUUUUUUUCCUUUCAAAAUUAAAGGGCAACCAACAUGAACGAACAUUCAUCCAGGUCCCACGCUAUCUUCAUCAUUACAAUUGAGUGCAGUGAGGUAAUUAUGUCUAUUAUAACACGGGAAAAAUUUAUUUAUUUCUUAAAAAAAAAACUGUUUGUUGAUCAUCAAAUAGGACAUAAAUCUCCAUAACACAUUUCGAAAAGGAACAGUUCUUUGUCUACUAGAUAUUCGUCUCUAGUAUUUAUCGAACCUUCAUCAAGUCGAUACUCCAUACUCCAAAAAGUUGAAAUCCCUAAUAGAGUCAUUUUCAAUAGACUGUUGAGGGUGAUUGCACUGGUUUGCUUUACUUCGCACUGUGAUUGGUCUAGAAAGUCACACCACUCUCUCGACCAAUCAAAUGCAAACCUAAAACCAAUUACGACUUAGUCGCCCGCGUUUUCCCGCGCUUUAGGCAGCUUGGUUGUUUUUCACUUUGAGAUUUCAUCGGCUCUUAAAGAUAUAUCAUUUUCUUCUGAUCAGCUGUUCUGAUUACUUUGGGUUUGGUCUUACGAAACUCAUUGGUAAAGCGCUCUAUUUCAUAACUGUGUUGUAAACAAAGAGAGUGCAUUUCCUUGUUUGAAAAUUGAGAAAUGCUAGAAUUCAUCCUGAUCUUCAUAAAGACUACUUUCUUGUUAUAACUGAAUUUAACUUUAAACGGAUUUAAAUUUCCUUUCAGCCCGGUGCAGAUGGUGAAAACCACAUCCGUGUUGGUAAACUGAAUAUGGUGGAUCUGGCUGGCAGUGAGAGGCAGACGAAGACUGGAGCUACGGUAAGAACUAAAAGCUAACACCCAGUUGGGCCGGGUUAUUCAAAACACGAUUAACCUAACUUGGGAUUAGCGUAAAUUUUAUUUUUAGUUUAAUAGCCUUGCAAAGGGAUUUUUUCCAGUUAGUUGCGAGUGAUAUAAAGAGAUAUACUCCAACAAAAUCUUAGCUCUUAUAUGCGCUCUUCUACAUGAGAAAUAAAAGCCCAGGUUAACUUUUAAUCCUAGAUUAAUGUGAACCCCCUUUCGAACAACCCGGCCCAGUUCACAAUGCGCUAGAAAAAAAUUGAUUCGACCCAGGUCCACUCCUUUUCUUUCCUAACCUGCUUUACCAAAUUUUGGGAAGUUUGUGUAUGUAUGAUACGUUCAAAAGCUCUUGAAUCCUGAGAAAGUUUUGCACGUCGUGAGUGAAAUGUGGUUUUUCUUUCCUAAUGUGCUUUUCUAAAUAAGGUAUGUGAAGUUUGUGAAUGUAUGCCUUGUUCUGAAGCUCUUGAAUCCUGAGAAAGUUUUGCACGUCGUGAGCGAAAUGUGGUUUUUCUUUCCUAACCUGCUUUUCUUAAUAGAGUGUGUUGAGCUUGUGAAUGUAUGGCGCAUUCUGAAGCUCUUGAAUCCUGAGAAGGUUUUGCACGUCGGGAGCGAAAUGUAGUUUUAUUUAUUUUUGUUUUGUUUUGUUGUGGUUUUUUUUGUGUUUGUAGGGUGAAAGACUCAAAGAAGCUACUAAAAUCAACCUGUCUCUCUCGGCUCUUGGCAAUGUGAUAUCUGCAUUAGUAAGUAAACAUCUGUUUAAUAUUUUGCUUUUUGGUAGAAAGAGAUUAAAAAUGAAGAAGUUUGCCUUGUUCGGUUGUUUACAGUAUUUUAUUGUGCACGCUGAAGGGAAUAGUGCAGCAAAAUGACAUGCCGGAACAUUUAGCAGAUUAACGACUUUUUUUGUAGGUGGAUGGAAAAAGUACUCAUGUGCCUUACAGAGAUUCCAAGUUAACAAGAUUGCUGCAAGGUAAAUAUAUGUACAAAGAGUUACUAAGUUGCGAAAGAUUCCUCGUUGGUCAAAGCUUUUUUCUCAGUCACUAAAUUCCUCUUAUUUCUCUGAUGCGAACAGAUUCGCUUGGAGGAAACGCACGUACGGUAAUGGUUGCCAACAUUGUAAGUUUUUUUGUUUUUUUUUUUUUUUUUUUUUGUUUUAGGUUACUUUUUGAAUGGUAACUGCAUAUUAAGUUGCAUUUUUUUCAGAACUAAACCGAGAAAGCUGGAUGUGUUUUCAUACUUUCGAACGGCGCAUGCGAAAAUGUGCCGUGUCUAUUUGCGCAGAGUAAUCUUGCUCUCUAAGUUCACUAAUUUAGAGUAACCAUUCUCAGCGGUCACCGGAUAAUUUUGUUACGUCAUUUAGGGUCCAGCAAGUUAUAAUUUUGAGGAAACGAUCACAACACUUAGGUAUGUUGUUUUAAUAGUAAUGAUAAAAAUGAUGUCUUUUCUCGGUCUUUUUAACAGAGUCUCGUUUGUUUGAAAGAACAACUAUUUUUUAACUCUGUGAAUUCAAGAAUCGCUUGGCCGUUUCAAUUCAUUUUCAUUUUUUGAAAAUAUUGAUGACUUUUUUAUUGGUCACAGAUAUGCAAACAGGGCCAAGAACAUUAAAAACAAACCGAAGAUUAAUGAAGAUCCCAAGGAUGCUCUGUUGAGAGAAUUUCAAGAGGAGAUCGGAAGGUGAUAUAAUACAAACCAUGUAAAAUUAUUGAGCGCAGUUUGGCACAUCAUCUCAAUGUCUUAUAUAGCUGAGAGCGCCCGCGGGCAUGAUGAGGCGAACCCUGUAUCCUGAUUGGCUAUCCGAGGACGGAAGAUGAGGCUAUCUUGCCAGCUCGCUAAAACAUCUACAAAUCAACAAACAAACAAAAAAAGUUCGUCAUUUUUGGAUAGUUUGGGCAAUGGAGUCGCAAAAAGCGGCAGAAAACAGUCUAAACAAAGAAAAACGACUAAAAUUGAGCACGCGCCAUCACAGUUAGCUAUCUCUCCUAGCGCUCGAAAAUAAUAAAGUUAUUCUUGAUUCUUAUUAAAACAAAGUAUUUUUUGCAAUAUUAUAAAUCAUUUAUUAGCCAAGCUUGUUUGGUCAAGAUAGGAGAAUGUUAGCCUCGUUUAUUUUGCGCUCGGCCAAUGAAUUCAUACAUAUAUAUCCAGUCACUUCAACCUCGCGCAUGGUCAAUAGCGCAUUUGUAAUGAUAUAAAAAUUCACGCGGUCUCUUUCUGCAGAUAGCACUGUUCAAUUCAAGUUGUCUGGUUUGUUUGUAGAUUAAAGAGGGAACUGGAAAAACGAGGUGGCAGUGGAGCGGGAUCUAAGAAAGUCAAGAGAAGGAGACAAAAAGAAAAUGGUGAAACUGAAGAAAUAGAGGAAGAAGGCGAGGAAGGAAGCGAGCAGAGUGCGGAAGAUAAAAUCAAGUUGGAGCAGGCUAGGCUUGAAGAGGAUAAGAAAGCUCUCCAAGAAAAUCACAGCAUGAUGGCAGAGGUAUGUGCUUCUACGAGUCUUUUUAGUGAGUCGUGUGGGUUUGUUUUUAUUGUCUUGUCGGAUCAAUAUCAGUAUCUGGGCAACUGCCCACCCACCCCUCCCCCAACCCAACAUUAACCUUAAGUUGUUGUCAAUUGACUGUUGUUGAGUUAGGGGAGGGGUGGGUGGGCAGUAGCCCAGAUACUGAUAUUGAUCCAUCUUGUCUACCUCUCUCCCACAUAUUUGAUACACUAGAAAGACUGUGAUGCCUCAAUGAUACAUUAAAAACAGAUAAGUUAAAUAAUAUGACGAAACAACGCUCGCUUUCCUGUAGGAAAAGGAGAAGCUUAUGGGUGAAAUCCAGAAGAAAGCACAGCAGUUAAAAAAACAACAGGAGGCCCAAGCAGGUCUGAAAUCAAAAAUAAAGGUAAGCCGACUGUUAAAUGUCAUUAGGCUAAAAGUGAGUUAAAGUUGCUCAGAGAAUAGGAGGCCCAGUAAACAACCUGUUUAAUAUCGCUCAGCUAAGAUUAUGGUAAUGUUGCAUUAAGAACAUCUUACUGAUGACCCCCUCUCUCCGUAGAUGAUGGAGAGUAAAUUACUGGUCGGGGGUAAGAGCAUUGUCGAUAAAACCACGGAACAAGAGCGAGCUCUGGAGGAACAAAGGAUACAGAUCGCUGAACAACAGGUAGGUUUUAUAUUCAGCAGGAAAACGAAUGGAGUGUCCAGAGAAAAAUGGUACUAAGAGCGUUUGUAAUUAUGUCAUAAUUCCCUUCCUUUCCAGUAAAAAUUUGACGGGGAUCUGGCACUAAUGACCUCUCGCCGGUUUGCGUUUUUAUCCGGCGGGCAAGGAAACAAUCGUGUUGAAGCGCUAAUAAUGAUUAGGGUAGACAAUUUUCUCAGUCAAACCCAAUUUCGCAUAUUAUUGUUUUUAGUUCAAGACUUUCCGAGGUGUUCUGUUUUUCUUCUUUUUCUGACAUUUGCUUUCUGGCGUGUCUAUUUUCAGCGCCGCGAAAGAGAAAUACAGCAAAAGCUAGAUGAAAAGGAAGAAAAUGCAGUAGAAAUAAAGGGAAAUUACACAUCUCUUCAACAGGAAGUGGACAGCAAAACAAAGAAACUGAAAAAGGUAAAUCUGUUUUAAUAACACAAACAGGGGUAGGUAUUAAAGUCACGCACCAGUUUUCACAACAGAAUCUGGUCAGACAGGUCUGAUUUGAAAUGAUAAUUUGGUUUUAUGAACUGAGCGGUUGAUGAAGUAAAUUGGCCAUUGCAAAGAGUUUCUAAAGCUGAAGUUUCGAGCGUUCGCCCUUCGUCAUUGACCCAAAGGAAAGGGUAACCCUCGAAAUGUCAGGAACUCUUUACGGUGGCUAAUUUACAUUAUCAACUCAGCUAAUAAAAGCAAAGUAUAUUGUAACACCCCUCGACACAGCAUCACAGUUACCCCCUUUAUUCAUUUGGCUUUUUCUGAGUGCUGAUUAUAAAAGUACUCGUAAAACAGAAGAUUACGGCGCCUCAGUUUUUCUAUAGGAUUCUUUCUUUAGAGAGGAAUUUUUACUGAGUACAUUAAGAUUAAAGAAUGAACUUAGAGGAGGAGAAAAGUAAUGAUAAUAAAUGCGCUAUUCUGGCGUCGUUUCGACUGCAUAGUGCAUUCAUCAGUUUUGUAUCCCAACCAGCGCAAUAGUGUUAAUAAAGUCACUCUGAAAAUGAGGGUCACAGACGUUUAACGGAGAGUCUGGAGGGAAAUUGAAAACGAAAUAAACCAUUGUUGUUAAAUAAAUGGAUUAAAAACACUGAAGAGGAUGAAUUUAGCUCUUAUCUUAAUUUCCUAUUUGAAUGUUGAAAAUCUUUCCGAUAGCUGUUUGGCAAGUUACAGACCAUCCGCUCUGAAAUCGCUGACCAGCAAGAAGCGCAUAUUCGGGAACGACAGGAACUGGAGCAGGCUCAGGAGGAUCUUACUAGGGAACUGAAGCUGAAGUGAGUUACUCUGUGUGUACAUACACCACAACUAAAGUGCUAGUUUUCGAAGACUAUUUUCAAGCUGGACCAUGAAAUCCCCUUUUUGCUGUGAUUGUCUCAUGUGAAACAGCAAAUGUACCAGAAUCUAGACACAAAUCAUCGUUUCGGGGGCAAUUUCAAUGUAAGCAACAUUUACACAGCAGCGAGUUUUUCACAACAAUUUAUUAUAUUUUUUUUAUGGAAAAGCAUCCUAUCCUAUAGCUCCCCUACGAAACCUUUAUUUGAAAUGUCACGCGUGAUUUGCAUUGCGUGACAUCUAGAAGAAAGCAUUGCGAAGUUUUUCGAGUAGGGAAAAGAUUGAAGAAAUAUUGGAUGAUUCGACAGUUUCUUGUGAAGAUAUUUGUGAGGACGCUUGUCACGGAAAGAGGGUCCAAAUGAAAAUGAGACGCAGGUAAUAUUUGCGGAUGCAUUCAGAGAACGAGUUUUUCUGGAUAAAGGGAAACUUAAUGCACAGUCCUUGUGGAGGACAAAAAGAUUUGUAGGCACUUUUCAUCAGCACCAAUAAUUGGGAAAUUGAAUCAUAUUUGGUAGAUGUUUGAACCAUUCUCUAAUUGUUGGCCUUCCUUCUCUAAAGGUCCUUGAUAAUAGAGAACUUCAUUCCCCCUGACGAGCGAGUCAAACUUACUAAUAGAGCGGUUUAUGACGAUGAAAAGGAGGAGUGGACGUUGAAACCUUCUUCUCAGAACGGCAGGUGAAUAACUUUUGGGUGAUUAUUGCACAAUGUUCUUUAUCAACGAAACUUUCGUUGAAACUCUAGGUGCCGCCAGAGAUAGUUUUCAGAAGUAAUUUGAUUAAGUCACGUACGAAAAAUUGACUCCCGCUUUUGGGUUCGAUUCUUGAGCGAAGAAAUCGGAGCUGUAUAAAGGCUCAUGUUUCCGGCUCAGUUGUCCCAAAUCCAUUUGUCCCUGUCUCAACUGACCUGCUCCAAACUGUCAGUGGCUCCAUAUCUCAGUUGGUUAACGUAUUCCUCCAGCUUGACGAGGAAACAAAUUCCAUCUUGUUGGCGUCGUGACGUUUGCAUAAGCGUAUAUCAUUUUAUUUAUUUAUUUAUUUAUUUAUUUACUUACUAUUAUUUAUUCAUUUAUCUUUCGCGGCUCAUAUCGAACUCUGUCAUACCCAUACUCCCAAAAUAAAUUAAGAAAGAUCGAUGAGGUGUCGUCUUCAAAAUCUUCGUGGUGUAUGACCUCGCAUAAUGGCGCAUGUCUGGAGGAUGGCUUCUCCAAGCUCAUGUUCUUUUUUUUUAUAGUUGCUUUUAUUUUCCACUUUGCAGCCAGCAAGCCAUGGCUAAACGACCGGUUUCAGCCGUGGGCAACAGACGACCUAUUACUGAAUAUGCCAAAAUGGCGGCGGCCAUGGGUGGUCACAUGCGAUACAAGGUACAACUUCAUGAUGGUGAUCAGGGGGGUUAGGGCCGCUUCCUCAACCUCUUCCCCCCCCCCCUCAAUGUUUUAGUUCCCAACUAGCCUUUAGAGCUGGAUCCACAACUGGUAUAUUUCUUUGCUAUCCUGAUUGUUUCCCCUUUGAAAAUUAUCCUUGAAUCCGUGACGCAACUAAACGGGAAAAUCAAAUUUUCACAAAUAUUGGAAAAUCCAAAUAACGUAUGAAUAAAAGGCGACAGGUAAAUGUCAGCUCAAUGUAUUGACUGAAGUAAUGUUAACUGAUGACUGCUAUUGUCAUCUUGUGGUAAUUCUUGAGAUUACAUUCAUCUUCUGUCUCUCUCUUUCAAGGCCGAGAACAUUAUCAUGAUCGAGCUGGACAUGCCCAACAGGACAACCAGGGAUUAUGAGGGGCCUGCUGUGGCACCUAAGGUUCAAGCUGCUCUGGAUGCGGCUCUACAGGAUGAGGAAGAUCUCACACUCGAUGCUGAGUAAGCUGCAACACCUUGCACUGUAGUUAAAUCCUGUCGAUAAAUCCUAAAGUUAAAUCGGUGUUCGCGCGCUGCUAGAGAAAAGCAGAGAGCUCUUUCACAUGACCUCACAGCGGUCUUGUUCAUUUACUAAAACAAUUAUAAUGGCGGUCCUGAUGAUAUACCAUAACAGUGAGACGGUGGCCAUGUUGAAGCUCCAAAGUAGUGAAAUAGCGGCCAUAUUGGUAGUUUUCUUCGCAACUGUUUUUUGGGUUGCAACACAGCAACCACCCUAGAGAGUCCUUACGGUGAGCGUUGCGUAACAUAUCAAAGAACCACUGAGUUGUCAGGAGACUUACAACUGUACACUGGUGUACCGAAAUGAAACUGAUGGCCAUGUUGUUGUACGAAAACACAAAACCUACUACUGACAAUAAAGCUUAGAAGGUUAUCUUUGUGAUAGCCUGAACUUUUCCAGAGAUACACGCCGUUAAUUUCCAUGUUCAUUCAUUCUUAUUCUAGUGUUCUUCUCAGUAAAACUAAGGUGAAGUCAAAGAGAAGAGACAAACCCGAUCAUAGCGAGCGACCUAAAACUGGGUAAGAUGCCCUAAUUUAAUUCCAGCAGUGGGUUUCGAGAGUACCACUAACUUAGAGAGCGUUAUUUUAAACAUUUUUUGUCAAAUACUCGUUUUUCCAAUCAUUCUUUUCUUUUCAGUGGAAUAUAUGACAUUGUUUGUAAAACUACCCGAUGCAGACUGUACGGCAUGUUGCACUCACAGUUCCCCUUUCCUUCUCUAAUCCUCGACAGUAUCUUGCCCUCUCCCCUUCAAAAAUGUGUCGUAAAUGAUCUCCUUUUCAUUUCUCUCAGGCGUAAAAGUAGAGGCCCGCCAUCUACCAGUCAGCAGCUGGGUUCAUCGGACUCUGCGGAAUACCCAACUGCUAGAGGCUUGGUAACUCAACAGAAGAGAGUGUUACCACAAUAACAGGAGUGGAUAUUAAAAAUUGUUGUCGUGGUGGCCCAACCUUAUCAAUCAUAUCUUUAUCAUCAACUCAUUUCCCACUGUUUUUAUUUCUAAAUGGAAUUAAGUUUCAAGGAAUUUAUGCCAUAUUUUUCUAGCGCUGUUGUUUUUGUCCUCGACGAGUUAUCUGACGACGGCGGGCAUCUGAUGCGGGUAUCCGAGGGGUGCCCACCCUUCUUCUGUAGGAGAUCCCUUCCCCAUCUCUGUCACUGAUCUAGCUGUUCAGACUAGUUCUAAAUUUCUUCAGGCUAUAUCUCAAACGAUGUCUGUACCAAUGGUUUAAAAUUAUCUGCGAACCCAGCUCUCGAGUAGGCCUUUAUCAUAAGUGUUGUAAGACGCGCGUUCCUUCACCUCGGGAAGAUACGAAACGAGUCAGGGAGAGGUUUGUGGGGAGUCUGACACUAAUUUUAGUGCUAGACCCCUUCUAAACCAGUCACCGACUCCGGUUGCUCAAAGUAACAUAUGAGCAUCAUACUUUCCCGCGGGCAGAGAAACGCUCGUGCCUAAGCACUGACAACAAGGGCCUGGUUGCACGCUACUGUAAACCUUGCUGUUAGUUUGUUCGCAACCCCAGUAUUUUUUCGCAAACGCGUAAACACCACUUUAGAUUAGGAUCAUUUCAAUUCUUUGAAAGAAAAUGACUGCCUUCUUUUAAUGACAUGAAAUUUUGUCUCAGAGUGCUUAUUAUCAGCGAUCUUCAGGUCGCUGAAAGUGUUAAAUCAUCCCUGGUAUUCUU